ACUCACCCCCACCUCACCGAACUAUGAUAUGAUCUCACCAAUCACGGCUUUAGUCACUCCAUUGGUCUUGAACGUCAGUACCAUCGUCAGCGACUACAACGCCACCACAGCCAACUACAACUAUCUUUACACAGCCGUUACCGCUGACGUCACCAACUCCAAUGCGACAUCUUACGGUACCAAUGGAAGUUAUAACGGAAGUAUGGAGUACGGCAGCCCAGUGUUUCCUAAUUAUAUUAGGACUACAUCAAUGGUGUUCUGCAUAAUAAUAAUGUGCCUCGGAGUGAUCGGGAACGUGAUGGUGCCGAUAGUGAUAUUCAAAACGAAAGAUAUGCGAAACAGUACUAACAUAUUUCUAGUGAACCUUAGUGUGGCCGAUCUUAUGGUGCUGCUAGUGUGCACGCCGACGGUACUAGUCGAAGUGAACUCGAGACCGGAAACAUGGGUACUAGGAAGAGAAAUGUGUAAGGCAGUUCCUUUUGUCGAACUGACAGUGGCUCACGCCUCAGUACUGACCAUCCUAGCCAUCAGCUUCGAAAGGUACUACGCCAUCUGCAAGCCGCUCAAAGCGGGCUACAUUUGCACCAAAGCCAGGGCAUUGCUCAUAUGCCUUCUUGCCUGGUUUAUAGCGGCUGUAUUCACCAGUCCAAUUUUGGCAAUCACCCAAUACGGAUCUGAGAAGUACUUUGACGGAUCUGUGGUCUUCGUCUGCUUCAGCAUGGUCGAAGAUCUGCUGCCUUGCAUCUUCUUCAUCGGAUCUGUCAUCGUGUUCUUCAUUUUUCCAUUGGCCAUACUCAUAUGCGUCUACGCUCUGAUAGCUAGAACCUUGAUGACACAUCCUAAUAAUUUAGAUGGUUUACAGAACAAAAGCGUUACAGUACCUAGUCAGAGCGUCAUCAAAUACAGGAAACAAGUAAUGAUGAUGCUGGGUACUGUAGUGUUGGCAUUCUUUAUAUGCCUGUUGCCAUUUAGAGCUUUAACACUUUGGAUCAUCAUCAGUCCUGCUGAUUCUAAUUUUAACAUAGGUUUGGAAACAUACUACAACAUACUCUACUUUUCAAGAAUAAUGUUCCACAUCAAUUCUGCCGUCAACCCUAUUUUAUACAACAUAAUGAGCUCAAAAUUUCGAGGUGGGUUUUUGAAGCUCUGUGGCUACAAACAAUUAAGGAGAAGAUUAAGAAAGACUGAAAUAAUAAGGAAAAGCACCACUAGUUCUACAACACCCAGUAGUCAGCAAACAUCAGAAAGCAGCCUCAAAAACACAAGAAACCAAAGAGGGUAUUCAAGUAGCCUGAAAGAAGUCAAAGAAAAUCCCAAGGAAGAGGAUGCUUUGACAAAUUCUACAAAGAAAAUGCCAUGCAAUUUGAACAAAAGUGUCUAUAUUAGAGCUCCUUUGCAAAUCGUAGGUGGCGUUGCAGGACACAAAUUAAAUUUUGGAAACGAGAUAUACGUGUAA
Sitophilus oryzae (rice weevil) is the source of this 1456-nucleotide messenger RNA. RefSeq names its product thyrotropin-releasing hormone receptor (gene ETHR). The transcript has 8 exons. The record is from RefSeq and is a predicted model, not a curated record. Gene Ontology annotation, biological process: G protein-coupled receptor signaling pathway. Gene Ontology annotation, molecular function: G protein-coupled receptor activity. Bases 29 to 1456 code for a protein of 475 amino acids. Gene Ontology annotation, cellular component: plasma membrane. NCBI's taxonomy places the organism in Eukaryota, Metazoa, Arthropoda, Insecta, Coleoptera, Curculionidae.